UUAACCUUGAGAAGGUUGGGUUUUUAUAUACAUUGCCUCUCCAAAUUAUCAGAAAAAAAGAGGAAGAUGCAAUCGAUUUGAAUGUGCUUUUUAUAUAGAAAGAAGUUUUCUUUCUUCUCCCUGAUGAUCUUCGAUUCAACCCACCCCCAAUUUUCAAUAGCAUCCCUUAGAACCAGAAGAGCCCAAAAAAUCAACUUCCAUAUUCCUUGCCCCAGAUGAAAAUGUCCUUUUCCAGAUUAAACUUAUUCUUGCUAUUCUUUCACCUAUUAAUCCUUCAAUUCUCACCAAGAAUCUCAGCCAUCAGGAAGGAUGUUGGAUUUCAAGGGAGGCGCAUUUGCAAAAACACGGUCCUAGGAAGAUACUUACUAUCUGAUGAUAAUGGCCAUGUCUGUGACGCUCUGUCUUUAAAUCCGCAGUCUCGCUGCUGCCCUGAAAAAGGAGAAAAAUUCUCUUGUCAUGGUUGCAAUGUAGUUUCAGAGUGUUGUGAUUCUUAUGAAUAUUGUGUUUCAUGCUGUUUAAAUCCCUCAAGGAUAAAAGAGGAACAAGUAAUGAAUGUGAAGGUUGCCAAACCAGCUACUGCAGGGAAAUAUUCAAAUGUUUUUGAUUUCUGUGCUGGGAGGUGUCGUCAUAAUUCUGAGAGUGUGGUCCACGAAAAUGCUUACCUUAGUGAUUUCCAUCACUGUUUUUCUCUGCCAUCAAAUUCGUCAGCUGCAAAUUAUACAUUUUUAGAAGCCAGACUGAAUGGCAUUAAUGUUCUUGUUGGAAGGCGAGGUCAAUCAUGCGAUUCAGUUUGCAAGUCAAAGGGACAAUCAUGUGUUCCAAAUAAGCUUUUGGUACUUAAUCAGUGUGACAUUAUGCAGAAAUAUAUGAGCUGCAAGGGAACUUGCCUGGCAAGUAUUGGUCCGGACCAACCUGCUGAAGUUGUUGAUGAUGCUCCUGAAGAUUUGAAUCCUGGAGCAUGCUUGUUUACUCAAACACAAUCAAUGCUUUCUUGUUAUGGUUCACAUCAGCAUACCAGGAGACUCUGCCCUUGUGCAUAGUGCAGUAUCUGGAUUUCCCAUCACAGGCAUGAAUUGUGGGGAUUAUAAGGUAUUUGAUUUGAGCGCAAGCAAGUGGUGGCUCUGCUGUAAUGGCCUCAGAGAAUGAGGGGCAUGCGCCAUUGUGUUCUAUGCCUCCUUGGUGUCACGGAUCAUAUUUGUCUAGCAUGCAGUGUACAAUAUAUAUUUUUUUCGGGUGAAAAUGUAUAGUAUUAGUCUGUCAAAGGGUAAACACAUCAAGGUACUAGACUCUUCGGAUUUGAUGAUAUUUGGAGGGAUAUUUGAUCCAAAAAUGUGGCUAAAUUGUAUUAUUGGUCUUGUAAUUUACGUUUGAUUGUAGUUUCUAAGGGUUUAGACAUUUUUAA
Molecule: messenger RNA, 1402 nt
Organism: Prunus avium (sweet cherry)
Lineage: Eukaryota; Viridiplantae; Streptophyta; Magnoliopsida; Rosales; Rosaceae
Product: glycosyltransferase family protein
Biological process (GO): positive regulation of SREBP signaling pathway
Molecular function (GO): alpha-1,6-mannosylglycoprotein 6-beta-N-acetylglucosaminyltransferase activity
Source: RefSeq, a predicted model, not a curated record